GCUGAAUUCUCCUCUAAUUUGGUGAAGCUCCGACUCUUUCUAUACGAAAAAUCUCUCUCCAAUCCCACGGGAAACUGCAAAUUUCCCAAAAUCUCCCUUUCUCUCUUUAAUUCCGUUCUCGCAGUAAGUACGCAGGACUAUCAUAUCUCCUAUGGCGCACGACGAGCUUCCGAUCCCCAUAUUCUCCUCCUUCGAGCCUGUCUAUGGCGAAGGAUCGCAGCUAGACGAAGCUCAGAUCCGAUUUGACAGACUGAAAUCGAAGUUCGUCGAGGUGUUCGGCCACCAGCCGGAUCUCUUCGCUCGAUCUCCAGGUCGAGUGAAUUUGAUCGGGGAGCACAUCGAUUAUGAGGGCUAUUCCGUUCUGCCGAUGGCCAUACGGCAGGAUACGAUCGUGGCCAUCCGUAAACACGAUGCUGGAGAGAGUCCGAAGCACCUUCGGAUUGCAAACGUCAACGAGAAGUAUACCAUGUGCACUUACGAAGCCGAUCCGAGCCAGGAGAUUGAUUUGAAGAAUCACAAAUGGGGCCAUUAUUUUAUUUGCGGGUACAAAGGAUUUUAUGAAUUUCUUAAAUCAAAAGGAUUUGAUAUCGGUGAACCUGUUGGGCUUGAUGUCAUGAUUGAUGGAACUGUUCCUACAGGGUCUGGAUUGUCCAGCUCAGCAGCAUUUGUCUGCUCAUCUACCAUCGCUAUAAUGGCUGUGUUUGAGAAAAACUUCCCAAAGAAAGAAAUUGCCCAAGUUGCAUGUGAUUGUGAGCAGCACAUUGGGACACAGUCGGGUGGAAUGGAUCAGGCAAUCUCUGUCAUGGCCAAGUCUGGUUUUGCUGAGUUGAUUGAUUUCAAUCCUAUUCGUGCAACUGAUGUGAAAUUACCUCCUGGUGGAUCUUUUGUGAUUGCUCAUUCUUUGGCAGAAUCUCAGAAAGCAGUAACUGCUGCAACAAAUUACAACAACCGGGUUGUAGAAUGUCGGCUCUCAGCUAUUGUCCUUGGUAUAAAGUUAGGGAUGAAACCAAAAGAUGCAAUCUCCAAAGUGAAAACUCUCUCUGAUGUUGAGGGUUUGUGCGUAUCUUUUGCUAAUAGCCGUGAUUCUUCUGAUCCUGUGCUCGCUGUUAAGGAAUUUCUGAAUGAGGAACCUUAUAAAGCUGAAGAUAUUGAGAAAAUUACAGAGGAAAGUCUCACAUCGAUCUUGGGUAAUUCACCAACUUCGUUAGCUGUACUUAGAGCUGCGAAGCAUUUUAAGCUAUUUCAGCGAGCCUCCCAUGUAUACUCAGAAGCUAAGCGUGUUCACGCUUUUAAAGAUACCGUGCAAUCAAAACUCAGUGAUGAGGACAUGCUAAAGAAGCUUGGUGAUCUGAUGAACGAUAGUCAUUACAGUUGCAGUGUUUUGUAUGAGUGCAGCUGUCCAGAGUUGGAAGAAUUGGUAAAAAUAUGUCGUGACAAGGGAGCUCUUGGAGCAAGGCUUACAGGAGCUGGAUGGGGUGGCUGUGCAGUUGCAUUGGUGAAGGAGAGUAUUGUCCCACAGUUCAUACUUAAUUUAAAGGAGUCUUUCUACCACUCUAGAAUUGAUAAGGGUGUGAUCGACAACAACGAUCUGGGCCUGUAUGUUUUUGCAUCCAAGCCGUCGAGUGGGGCCGCAAUAUUUAAGUUUUAAGCUCCAGUUGUGCCGUUGAUCUUCUUUUAAUCCAUGGUGGGUAAAUGUCACUAUCAAUGUCGGAUGACCAUGCAAUUUAACGGAAUAAAUGCCUUUUUUUCUUUUUUCAAGAAAAGAUUCGAAGCGUCUA
This is a messenger RNA of Magnolia sinica, 1778 nucleotides long. Its product is annotated as galactokinase. Gene Ontology annotation, cellular component: cytoplasm; cytosol. Gene Ontology annotation, biological process: carbohydrate phosphorylation; galactose metabolic process. Lineage: Eukaryota; Viridiplantae; Streptophyta; Magnoliopsida; Magnoliales; Magnoliaceae. Gene Ontology annotation, molecular function: ATP binding; galactokinase activity. The coding region runs from base 152 to 1648 and encodes 498 amino acids. The record is from RefSeq and is a predicted model, not a curated record. The transcript is spliced from 13 exons.